Blastomyces dermatitidis ER-3 is the source of this 273-nucleotide messenger RNA. RefSeq lists its product as uncharacterized. The record is from RefSeq and is a predicted model, not a curated record. The coding region runs from base 1 to 273 and encodes 90 amino acids. The transcript has a single exon. Lineage: Eukaryota; Fungi; Ascomycota; Eurotiomycetes; Onygenales; Ajellomycetaceae.
AUGGGUGCUACCCGUGAUGUUGUUGUACCCACACGCCGGACAGUUAACCGAAUUAACAAGCUCGAUGAACAUGAUGGCCGCCAUGUUGGAAAACUUUCGUCGUAUGCGACUGUAUGCUGGAUCCUAGAUGGUCAAAAAGCCGCUGUCAAGGGAAUCGAGGGCUUUGGCUUACGCAAGAUUUCUGUACCAGAAGGAUCUAGGUCAGAAGGUAAGCUCAGGCGCUUGAAGGAGAUCUUGAACCAUGAGCUCUUUGAAAGGGAUUAUCAUCAGUGA